AUGAUUCUGAAACGGACUUUGACAUUCGAGAAUCAGAAUCUGAAGCGGUGCAAAAUUGAUUCAGAAAUUGAUUAUGGGAGCAAAAAGGGUGAGAUUAUGGUUUAUCGGAAGAGACAAAGAGCAACCGUGGAUCAACCAUGUAAAGAAGAAUCCGAAGAUCGUACAAGUAGUAGCGCAGGCUCCUUGACAAGUAAAGAGUCUCAGCUUGGCUCUGACCAGUCUAAUAAUAUGUCCUCGCGUGGCAGAGUUCGAGUGAUUCCUUCAAGGUUCAACGAUUCCGUUGUUGCUGCAUGGAAAACUAAAAGCCGCAAGGUCGAGUCGAUGGAGUCUAGCCAUGACGAAGUGAAGAAAGUCAAAGGUGGUGGUCAUGAUAAGAGUGGAAGCUCGAAAUUGCAUCUCAACAAAGGCUCGAAGCUGUUUUCACGUAAGGAUAACGAAGACAGCAGCGAAGUUGAUUUUGAAGAUUGGAACAGUGAAAAAGAUGCGAAUAUCAGAAGUUCAAUGUUAUCUUCCUCCGACGACGCUAAUUCUCUUCCCGUGAGAGGUAGAAAAAAGUCUUAUGGAGGGUUUAGUCUUGCCGACACGAAGAAGGGCGUGUACAAGCCAGAGGAUUUUGCGGUUGGCGAUCUUGUCUGGGCUAAGUGUGGGAAAAGAUUUCCAGCAUGGCCGGCUAAGGUGAUUGAUCCGAUUUCACAAGCGCCUACUUCGGUCUUGAAACAUAGCGUUCCGGGCUCACUUUGUGUUAUGUUUUUUGGGCACUCAAAGAAUGGAACCCAGAGGGACUAUGGAUGGGUCAGACAAGGAAUGAUGUUUCCGUUUACGGAAUUUAUGGACAAAUUUCAGGAUCAGACAACCUUGUACAAUUACAAGCCAAGUGAAUUUAAGAAGGCACUCGAGGAAGCAGUUUUAGCUGAGAAUGGGGUUGAAGGUAAUUGUGGAGCUGUUGAAAUCAGCUGCCCAGAUUCCUCUGCCACUGAAUCCGACGUGGAGCAUGGACCUUCCUCUAGAAUUCAGGGCUCAUGUCAUGUGGACAUAAGGACCUGCGACGGCUGUGACACAGUAAUGCCACUAAAAUCUUUAAAAAGGACAAAAGGCUCACAACCUGAAGAGUUUUUAUGCAAACACUGUUCAAAGUCACGGAAUUCCAAUCAGUAUUGUGGCAUUUGCAAGAGAUUAUGGCACCCUUCAGACACUGGAGAUUGGGUAUGUUGUGAUGGGUGUGAUAUAUGGGUACACGCUGGGUGUGACAACAUUUCGGACAAGCGCUUUAAGGAACUGGAGCACAACAAUUACCAUUGUCCUCAUUGCAGAGCACAGCAUGAGCGUGCCCCAACAAUAUUAGAAGAACAGAACUCAGUAUUCAAGUCUACAGAAAAAACUACAGAGACUGAGCUGCCUAAUGAGAUUACUGUAGUCUGCAAUGGCAUGGAAGGGACAUAUUUCCGAAAGUUUCAUGCAAUUGAGUGCAAGUGCGGUUUAUGUGGAGCAAGGAAGCAGUCACCAAGUGAAUGGGAAAGGCAUACUGGCUGCAGAGCCAAAAAGUGGAAGUACAGUGUAAAAGUGAAAGGCACAAUGCUAACUCUAGAAAAAUGGAUUGGAGGCUCUGGUGCAGAUACUCUAGAACCCCAGAUGUUGGAUAAGCAGAGGUUGCUCACUUUGCUGGAAGAAAAGUAUGAGCCAGUCAGUGCAAAGUGGACGACUGAAAGGUGUGCUGUAUGUAGAUGGGUAGAAGACUGGGAGGAAAAUAAAAUGAUAAUCUGUAACAGAUGUCAAGUAGCUGUGCACCAAGAAUGCUAUGGGGUAAGCAAAUCACAAGACCUCGCCUCCUGGGUGUGUAGAGCAUGUGAAACACCAGAUGUUGAGAGAGAGUGUUGUCUUUGUCCUGUAAAAGGUGGUGCUUUAAAACCAAGCGACGUUGAGGGUUUGUGGGUUCAUGUAACAUGUGCUUGGUUCCGGCCGGAAGUUGGGUUUUUAAAUCACGAAAAUAUGGAGCCUGCUAUUGGACUUUUCAGAAUUCCAGUAAAUUCAUUUCUUAAGGUUUGCACCAUUUGUAGGCAAACACAUGGUUCCUGCGUGCACUGCUGCAAGUGUGCCACUCAUUUCCACGCAAUGUGUGCAUCACGGGCAGGUUACAACAUGGAGUUGCACUGCCUGGAGAAGGAUGGUGUGCAGAGAACCAGGAAGUCAAUUUACUGUGCUUUUCACAGGAAGCCAGAUCCAAAUAGUAAUGUAGUUGUGCACACACCCGCAGGAGUCUUUGGCUCUAGAAAUUUGCUUCAGAAUCAAAAUGGGCGCAUCAAAGGUUCAAGACUCGUAUUGACAAAGAAGAUAAAGCUGCUAGGUUCCGGAAUCCAACCCCAAGCCGAACAAAUCCAUGCAUUUGAUUCUUUUUCUGCAGCUAGAUGUCGUAUCUAUAGUAGAUCAAACACGAAGAAAAUUGAUCUGGAAGCGAUAUACCACAGGCUGAAGGGACCAAGUCAUCAUUCUUUGGGUGCAAUCGAGAAUCUAAACUCUUUUAAGGAAAGUUUCUCAUUCAGAGCACCAAUUAUGCCAGUGGAAGCAGAUACAUCAGGUUUUACCUCAUUCAAAGAACGGCUUAAGCAUUUGCAGAGGACGGAAAAUCUUCGGGUCUGCUUUGGUAAAUCUGGCAUACACGGAUGGGGUCUCUUUGCAAGGAAAAGUAUUCAAGAAGGAGAAAUGAUCAUCGAGUAUCGUGGGGUGAAAGUUAGGAGAAGUGUUGCAGAUCUGCGAGAGGCAAACUAUCGUUCUCAAGGCAAAGAUUGUUAUCUAUUCAAGAUAAGUGAAGAGAUAGUGAUUGAUGCCACAAACUCUGGAAACAUAGCACGAUUGAUCAAUCAUUCAUGUAUGCCCAAUUGCUAUGCACGUAUAGUGAGUAUGGGUGAUGGAGAAGAGAACCGAAUCGUCCUCAUAGCAAAAACCGAUGUCUCGGCUGGCGAAGAGCUUACGUAUGAUUAUCUCUUUGAAGUUGAUGAAUCUGAAGAUAUCAAAGUGCCUUGCCUUUGUCGAGCUCCUAACUGCCGCAAGUUCAUGAACUGA
Messenger RNA from Arabis nemorensis, 3057 nucleotides. Lineage: Eukaryota; Viridiplantae; Streptophyta; Magnoliopsida; Brassicales; Brassicaceae. The record is from the annotation of a GenBank genome assembly.